Molecule: messenger RNA, 3059 nt
Organism: Saimiri boliviensis boliviensis (Bolivian squirrel monkey)
Lineage: Eukaryota; Metazoa; Chordata; Mammalia; Primates; Cebidae
Source: RefSeq, a predicted model, not a curated record
GCGGGGCGGGGCCUGUGCGCGGGGCGGGAGGCGGUGACCAGCAGCUGUAGGAGGAGAAAGAACAUGGCGGGCGCAGCGGGGACGGGGACCUGCGCGGGAGCAGCGGGCGGAGAUGGAGACGAUUCGCUAUACCCUAUCGCGGUUUUAAUCGACGAGCUCCGCAAUGAAGACGUGCAGCUCCGACUCAACAGUAUUAAGAAGUUAUCAACAAUUGCCCUGGCACUUGGAGUAGAAAGGACACGAAGUGAAUUGCUGCCAUUCCUUACAGAUACAAUUUAUGAUGAAGAUGAGGUACUAUUAGCUCUUGCUGAGCAGCUGGGAAAUUUCACCGGCCUAGUGGGAGGUCCUGACUUUGCCCACUGUCUGCUGCCUCCUUUGGAAAAUCUGGCGACUGUGGAAGAGACUGUUGUUCGUGACAGAGCUGUGGAGUCCCUGAGACAGAUCUCCCAGGAGCAUACUCCUGUUGCUCUGGAAGCUUAUUUUGUACCUCUGGUGAAACGCCUAGCAAGUGGGGAUUGGUUCACCUCUCGCACGUCUGCAUGUGGUUUGUUCAGCGUUUGCUAUCCCAGGGCAUCAAAUGCUGUUAAAGCAGACAUUAGACAGCACUUCCGUUCCUUGUGCUCAGAUGACACACCAAUGGUACGACGUGCUGCUGCUUCCAAAUUGGGUGAAUUUGCAAAAGUUUUGGAAUUAGACAGUGUGAAAAGUGAAAUUGUUCCAUUGUUCACUAAUCUAGCUUCAGAUGAACAGGAUUCAGUGCGCCUCCUAGCUGUGGAAGCUUGUGUCAGUAUUGCCCAGCUAUUGUCCCAGGAUGACCUUGAGACCUUGGUGAUGCCUGCAGUUCGACAAGCAGCAGAAGAUAAAUCUUGGCGAGUUCGCUAUAUGGUAGCUGACAAAUUUUCAGAGCUCCAGAAAGCUGUGGGUCCUAAAAUCACCCUAAAUGACCUCGUCCCCGCCUUUCAGAACCUACUUAAAGACUGUGAAGCUGAAGUCCGGGCGGCUGCUGCCCACAAAGUAAAAGAACUUUGUGAGAACUUGCCCAUUGACGAUAGAGAGACCAUAAUUAUGAAUCAAAUUCUGCCCUAUAUAAAGGAAUUAGUAUCUGAUACCAGUCAACAUGUCAAAUCGGCUCUAGCUUCUGUAAUUAUGGGAUUGUCUACUAUUGUGGGCAAAGAGAAUACCAUUGAACAUCUUCUACCUCUUUUUUUAGCUCAGUUAAAGGAUGAGUGUCCUGAAGUUCGUUUGAGUAUCAUCUCCAAUUUGGAUUGUGUAAAUGAAGUGAUUGGAAUUCAUCAGCUCUCUCAGUCUCUCCUUCCUGCCAUAGUGGAGCUGGCUGAAGAUGCCAAAUGGAGGGUCCGGCUGGCUAUCAUUGAGUAUAUGCCACUGCUGGCAGGCCAGCUGGGUGUGGAAUUCUUCGAUGAAAAGCUGAAUUCUUUAUGUAUGGCUUGGCUUGUGGACCAUGUAUAUGCCAUCCGAGAAGCUGCUACGAACAACCUCAUGAAACUAGUUCAGAAGUUUGGUACAGAAUGGGCCCAAAAUACCAUCGUUCCCAAAGUGUUAAUAAUGGCAAAUGAUCCUAAUUACUUGCAUAGAAUGACCACUUUAUUCUGCAUUAACGCACUCUCUGAGGCCUGUGGUCAGGAAAUAACCACUAAGCAAAUGCUGCCCAUUGUAUUAAAAAUGGCAGGAGACCAAGUAGCAAAUGUUCGCUUCAAUGUGGCCAAAUCUCUACAAAAAAUUGGACCAAUUCUAGAUACCAGUGCUUUACAGGGAGAAGUUAAGCCAGUACUACAGAAAUUAGGUCAAGAUGAAGACAUGGAUGUCAAAUACUUCGCACAGGAAGCUAUAAGUGUAGUGGCACAAAGGCUGAGGAAGCUAGAUUUUCCUGUGAAGGGCAGUGAAGAGCCCAGUGUCCCUUGGGUUGACAAGAACCACUUUCCAAGACCCAGAGUGCCUGGAGAGGACACAGGGAAGGGGCCAGCAUAUCAGUUGCAUGGAAAUACUAGAGACACACUUGCCCAGCUGGAAAUUGCAGAGCUAGUGCAUUUCUCCCAGAGCAGAGACUAAUACCCCUGGAUUAAAACAAAGAACAUAAAAAAUAAAGUACCACACAUAUUGCACUUCUUGCCGAAUGAAAUUUUUACCUCACGUUCAUCUCACCAGAGUCUCUUCAGAGGAGCCUGGUUUACAGGAUGACGAAGCUAAUGAUGAUGAUACAGUAGUGGACACACUGCUCAUGUGAAACAGACUGGAAAGCAAGUCAGUGCUUCAGAGGAGCCCUGCAGAAAGAGUGGUACUAAGCCUUCUUAGUGUUGUAUUAGUACUGAUGAAGAGAAAACUGCUUGGAAGCUUCCAUGGGUCACUAGUUGGGGACAGGGCAGCAGAUGUGAUCAGACAGGGCUGAGCAAACACCUGACUGACCAACAGAACCAGUCUCCUCAGCAGCUUACAUUGCAGUCAAUACAGAGGGUUAUGGAAUUUAUUGAUUUCUGCUUGAAAUAAAUGAGAUAAGCAAAUAGGAGCUUACAACACAGGUUCCAGCAGGAGGGAUCAUGCUCUGCAUCAGGCCGGUGUUCACACCACUGCCAUGCCUGACGGUUCCUGAUGGGCCUGGCUACUGCAGGGUGUCUCUUGAUUUCUCUCUGGGUCCUUAACCUUCAAAUAGCCUCUCUGCAGUCCCUCAUCUGUCGGCCUAACCAUUCUGCCUUAGCUCCCAGGUCUCCUGGACUAAGCAACUCAUGGCAUUGUUGGGGGGCAGGAGUUUAUGUCAAGCCAUAACUAUACCAUUCCUGCAGUUCUGAAAUAAGCAGCCCCCACUUUCAAUCUGGAAAGCAUUUUAAUAUCGCAAAUAUUGCAGCAGCACUUCUGUAGCAUAUCUUGGGAAAAUGUCUUCCUUCAGUCUAAACAAAUCAAGCCCCAUUUUGUAACUGGCUAUUUUGCAAAGACUCAGAUUAGAGAUCUUAAUGAAAUGAUCUCUUAAAUGAAAUCAUGUUCUUUAUUUCACGAAAUCAUCAAUCUUAAGCAUGAGUAGGAAUAAACAACUCCCAGAAGGAGCUUAA